CAGCGACAGCGCCGGACUCGAGGCAGUGACGCAGGCGGCUCGGCUGCGCUGCUGGGGCUGCUCCCGUCCCUCCAGCUGCGGCGCAGCGCGGCACCUUCCUAGCCAUGAGGGCGCGGGCAGCGCAGGAGGGCGCGGGCAUGAUCCUGGCGGUGCUGCUGCUCUGUGGCCUCGGCCAGCUGGGCACGGCCGCCCCUGGCUCACAAGGUGUGAAGUGCGUGGUCUUCAAUGACGAGUACAUGACCUGCAUGUGGGGCGACCAGGAGGACCAGCCGGCUGCCAACUACUCGCUCUACUACUGGUACCAGCAUCAGCCGGCGGUGACGGAGUGCCGGCGUUACCUGCGGCACAACGGCAUCAACACGGGCUGCUGGUUCAGCCACAGCGAGAUCACGCUGUUCCAGACCUUCCGGGUCCACGUCAAUGCGAGCCACGGCAGCAGGAUCCAAGUCAUCCCCACCUACGACAUGAAGCUCCAGGACCUUGUGAAGCCCGACCCGCCAGUGAACCUCACGCUCCAGAACAUGAGCAACCAUCAGCUGCAGCUGAGCUGGCACACGCCGUACCCCCGUCAACAGUGUGUGGAGCAUGCCGUGCGCUACAAGAGCAACAAGGACACAGACUGGACGGUGCACGGGGUGAGCGGUCAGCUAUUCUCCUUCCCCAGCGUGGAUGAGGAGAAGAAAUACACCUUCCAGGUGCGCAGCAAGAUCAACCAGUACUGCGGCUCCACGCAGCUCUGGAGCGAGUGGAGCGUCCCCAUGUACUGGGGCAACACAAUGGCCCACAACUCCACCGGGGAGCCGAUGCCCCGGUACUGGGUGCGGACAGUCCUGAUCCCAGUGGUCUCCGGCAUGGUGCUGCUGGUCCUCGUUGUGAUGCUAGUCCGCAUGGAGAGAGUGUGGGUCGUCUUCAUGCCGCAGGUGCCCAACCCCAGCAAGACCUUCGACGAGCUCUUCAACACCCACAAGGGCAACUUCCAGGAAUGGGCCGGUGUCCCCAAGGACGUGGUGGAGAGCUUCACACCCAACUACAGCGAGAGCAUCUGCCACGUCAGUGAGCUGCUCCCCAAGGAGGGCCAGGAGCCUGUUACUGACAGCAGGGCCCCCCUAGGCCCCAGAUCUGGGCCCCUUCCUUUAAAGAAGGACAUUGGGGGCCUGUGAAGGCACCAGCAGGCUUCCCCCAACCCCCUGCCCAGCUCCCAACACCCCCAUCCCAUGUCCUGCCCCAAGCCAGUGCCCAACACCUU
Alligator sinensis (Chinese alligator) is the source of this 1246-nucleotide messenger RNA. RefSeq names its product interleukin 2 receptor subunit gamma (gene IL2RG). The record is from RefSeq and is a predicted model, not a curated record. Gene Ontology annotation, molecular function: cytokine receptor activity; protein binding. Gene Ontology annotation, biological process: cytokine-mediated signaling pathway. The coding region runs from base 105 to 1160 and encodes 351 amino acids. Gene Ontology annotation, cellular component: membrane; external side of plasma membrane. The transcript is spliced from 8 exons. NCBI's taxonomy places the organism in Eukaryota, Metazoa, Chordata, Crocodylia, Alligatoridae.